Messenger RNA from Cladocopium goreaui, 1959 nucleotides. The record is from the annotation of a GenBank genome assembly. Lineage: Eukaryota; Dinophyceae; Suessiales; Symbiodiniaceae.
AUGAGCCAAAUCCCUGCAGAAGUGGUGAAGGAAGUGGACACCAUCUUGGCCAAUGAAGCCUUGCCAGUGCUGCAGAAAGUGGAGAAGCUGUUCAAGACUUUCAGUGGCAGUGGCUUUGGGUACAAGCAGCAUGUGCUGCCCAAGGAUACACUGACUCACCCUAGCAAUAGAGGGGGGAGUAUGCUGAAUGCUGCAGAUGUCUGGGAAAAGGGCCAUCGAAUGGUCAAAGUGGGUGUCCAACCUUCACUUCUCAAUGAAGGUGCUGUGGCUUUCGAGUUGGCAACAGAGGAAGGCAUGAGAAAGAGGCAACUGGAUGCAAAUGUGGCCUUGGUCAAAGCUUCUGGUGACACCCUGGCCCCAGUGACUUUCCAGGAAAGGUUUUUGACAGUGGCAACCAGCCACACUGCUGCCUUCUGCAAAGCAGUGGAGCAAGGGUUGAAAGGACCCCUGGGGUUUCCAGUGGAUCCAAAGCAAGACCCUGGGUUGCAGCAAUUGUGCUCCAAGGGCUGGCCUUUCCUUGUUUUGAGCAACGCAGUGGAAGUGAAAUGGCCCCAGCUGCCCAGCUACAUUCAAUCAGCUUUGAAUGCAGUGAACAACUCCUACCAGCAGAUGACUGAGAUCGAAUGUGACCCCGCUUGCAAGAGGUCUCUGGAAGCCAUUGCAUGGUUUGUCUCCAGGUAUGCAGGAGAGAGGCAAUGCCUAGUGAAGUUCUUGGCUCACUUCAGUAAGACCUAUGGGUCACUGCUUCUGGGGGAAGAGAUGAUGAAGUCCAUUGCCUACAUGGAGUUCAAAGGCUCUACCUCCUUGUACCCUUUCCUGAGGACAGCACUGUGGGCUUCAAUGAUGUGCAGCAACCGAUCCAGUGAUGGAUACUCUAAGCUCCUGAACAAGUCAGAUUGUGAGAAGCUGAAGAAUGCUGCUUUCAAGGCUCAAGUGGACAUGGCUGAGCAAGCUUUGGCAGAUGGCUGGGAAGUGAUCCAGAAAUCUACUGCUGAACAAGCCACCAAAUUGGCUGCCUUUGGGAGAUUGUGUACCAGACUGACUUUGCAUGUCUUGAAGAAAGAGAAGCAUGGCAGAGAACCAGCUGGACAUGAAAGCAUCAAUGCUAUUUGCACACUGUUUGCUGCUGAUUUGGCUGGUGGAGCUAAACCAAGUGUCAGAAAGGAAGAGGCCAAGCCCACUGUUGAACUGGAGGUGAAGAAUGUCUUGGCCAGUACACCUGCUGAGCUGGCACUGUUGCAAAAUCCGCACAUGAAGCAGGGCCAAUUGUACACAUGUUCAAAGGAGCAUGGAAACAAGAUUUGGACUUUCUUGGACAGCAGUGCAAGCAAAGUGAAAUUCUCUCACCAGCCAGUGUUUGGCCCAGCUGAAAGCAUUGAAGUGGAAUUUGAGAAGCUGAAGGAGUGGAAGGUGUGCAAGUCAGCACCUCCAGAGAAAUGCCACCAUUUGAAAGCUCUUGCACACAUGGCAGUUGCCAAUGGUUCUGCAAUUGUGGCUUUAGAGCUGCGGAAAGCACAUGUGCAGAAGACUUUGCUGCAAGUGUGUGUUGACCAAAUGGUUGGUCCUGAGGAUGUAGCCUUCAGCAACCGCCCCAACUUGGUUUGGUCAGUGAAGAAGGUGAAGAAAGGAGCAUUGAAAUUGUUCCCAGCAGGCACUGUCACCAAAGUGAAAGACACACCAGUUGGAGGCAAGCAUUACAUCAAGGCCUUUGGGCACCAUUGGCUUGUUCAGCCUUUCAAAGCUUUGACUGACUUCAAGAAGGGUGAAGGUGUUCUGGCUCCUUUCUGGUGGGUGAAAAGUGCUGACAAUGAGGGCAACAUGCAGCUGGCAGAAGCUACAGUGGAUGGUUGCAAGAUCCCUUGCUUGGUGAACUGCACUCCUCUGGGCCCUGAAGAGAUGCUGGUCCUUGAGAAGCCUGAAAAUGCUUCUUCUGCUAAAAAGCAGAAACUGAAGGCUUAG